Populus trichocarpa (black cottonwood) is the source of this 1209-nucleotide messenger RNA. RefSeq lists its product as uncharacterized. The coding region runs from base 116 to 925 and encodes 269 amino acids. The transcript is spliced from 5 exons. Gene Ontology annotation, cellular component: chloroplast. The record is from RefSeq and is a predicted model, not a curated record. Gene Ontology annotation, molecular function: acyltransferase activity, transferring groups other than amino-acyl groups. Lineage: Eukaryota; Viridiplantae; Streptophyta; Magnoliopsida; Malpighiales; Salicaceae.
GAACAGUUCACUUACAGACUUCAAAGCUACAAAAAAAAAAAAAAAAAAUUUAAGGACGGAGUGUAAGAGAGAAGCUCAGGAUAAUCCACUCCAAAAAAAUAAAAUUAAAAUUAAAAUGGCACUCCUCUCUUCUUCUCCUUCCCUCUCAAUAACUUCUCCAAAUUACCGUUACUACCCUUCCCGUCGACUUUGCCUCUACCCAAUCUCAGCCACACGCGUAGUCACUCCACACCACAUCGACAAGUCGUCUCUUACAAUCUCCGAAACGUCGUCGGAGGACCAACUGUGGGCCGCCGCGUGUCUCCGUGUACGUUCCUUCCACGAAUUCAAGCCUUCCACUUUCGGUAUCCAAGAUCAUAAAAGAUACCUAGCAGAGCGUGAAUUCGAAGCUUUAAAAGAACGAAUUGCUGGUAAAAGAACCGGUUUUAAUAGAGUUUCGUGUUUAAACGCGUCGCUUCCGUUGUCACAGUUGUUGAGCUUGCCUGAUGAUGAUUUAUGCGCGCAAUGUAAGUUUAGUGAGAAUGGAGAAGAUAGAGUGGUGGUGGGGACACUUGAUGUAAAUCAAAGUAUGAGUCUUCCUGAUGAAAUUACUGGAAUGAAACCUGAGUGGUUUUCCAUGUUGCUUCAACAGGGUAUUGAAGGUCAAUUUGCUAGGGGAUACUUGAGCAAUGUAUGUGUUGCCAAUGAACUUCAUAGGAAUGGAUUGGGUUAUGAUCUUGUUGCAAAGUCUAAAGCAGUUGCUCAGAAAUGGGGCAUAACCGAUCUCUAUGUCCAUGUUGCUGUCAACAAUGAACCAGCAAAACAGUUAUACAUGAAAAGUGGUUUCGUCUAUGAAAAUGACGAGCCUGCAUGGCAAGCCAGGUUCCUUGAUCGGCCACGGAGGCUUCUAUUAUGGCUUGGUCUCCCAGGUAACCAAAACUGGUGAUGGGGUUGAUGAUGUGCCCUACUUGUUUAAUCUUCAUAUCACUUGAUGAAAUUGUUUUCCGUGGUGUCAGUCAAUGUUAAUAGCAUUUAAACACACCUUUUUUCUCCUUCUUUUCACUUUAAAUUUUAAUUUGUAAAGCAUUUGGUAACAAGGUGGUCAGAGGAACUGGUAUCAGUGUGACAACGAAAAAUUAUGAUUAUAUUAUUGAGAAGGUGUUUGAGCUCAAUGACAUUUGUUUUCCAUGACAUUAAUAUAUUGAUUAUAUGAGAUUAUUUUUCUCUUCA